ACUAAUUCGGUUAUUACAAACUAGGGGUUGAAGUAUUGAUCAAUGAAUGUAGUAUACAGAACAGAUUGAGAAUUUAAGAAAUUGUGAGAAUUAUUUUGUUAGUUCAGUUACGUUUGUCAAUAAAUUAGUUUAUUUAGAAAGUGUCUGCGAGAAAAAAAAUUUUUAAUAACGGCAUCAAUAAAAUUUCAUUUGACUCUGAUAGUGGACUUUGAAGAUCGCAGUAUUAUUGCGAGAUUGAUGUGAAAAUAAAUUUAUUACUAGUCUUUAUCUACUCUUUUGAUAUAUUAUUGUAAUGAUAAGGAGUGAAAACAAAAGUUUUGUAACUCUUGUAAAUGAAGAAUUGACGUUUUGCAAAGAAAACAAAAAAAAUGGUUCGAAAGAUUUAGUACGGGUGUAAUUGUUAAUAAAUUAAUGACAUGAGUGAGUGACGUAAAAAUUUGUUUUAGUGAUCCUAAAACGUCAAAUAUUUGAAUCAGCCAGCCAAUCAUAUUUUUAUUUCAAUGCAAACUCUACGGAAAAAAAGUAGUCCAUGCAAAUUCAAAAAGGAGCCUACCCGAUUUCUGGGGGAAGGAAUAUCAUUCAAGGCGAAGCUUAUUGGAAUUUUGGAAGUAUCAGAAGCGCGAGGUGAUCGAAUGUGCCAAGCGGCUCUUGCCGACCUGAAAAUGGCGAUAAGAGCAGCUGGAGAACAUAAGCAACGUAUUAUAGUCCAAAUAAGUAUCGACGGAUUACGCCUGCGGGAUGAAAAGUCAGGGGAGUGCCUCUACCACCAUCCAGUUCAUAAGAUCUCUUUUAUCGCACAAGAUAUGACCGAUUCACGGGCUUUCGGUUAUAUUUUUGGAUCUCCUGAUACCGGUCAUCGAUUUUUCGGCAUAAAAACUGACAAAGCUGCAAACCAGGUUGUCAUAGCCAUGAGAGAUCUCUUCCAAGUGGUCUUUGAAUUAAAGAAAAAAGAAAUUGAAAUGGCAAAGCAACAUAUUGAGCAAAACGUAGUCAAGUUUCAUACGAGUGGCAUUUUUGUUGAACCUGCGCCAGAUACUAAGGGUGCUGCUGAAAUUGAAAGCUGCCAUCAACGUCAGAGAUCUUUGAGUAUUGAGAUUGAGAAGUCUGCGGACAAAACUUCUGAUACCAGAAAUGGUGUAAUAGCUGAUCUUCUUGACUUACAGUUUGAAUUAAAUUCUUUACAGCAAGGAAUCCAUCAAAUGGAUAAAAUCACACCGGAAAAUUGUCCCUUAUCGACUGAAGAUCCUUCAGAAACUGACCCUUUUGGAGAUUCAUUUAUAAAUCUUAAGAUAAAAGAAUCUCUUCAACCGAUAUUGCCUCCUCCUCCAUCAUGUGUAAAACGUGGAGUAACAGAGCGUCAGCCCUCUGAACAGAUGUCAUCUCUGACAACUUCAAGUCCGGCAACCGUUAUGCCAAAUACGAUUACUCAAUCAUCAGGAGCUUGGUCAGAAAAGGAUGUAGACAAGCAAUUCAAUGACUUUGAAAUUACAAAGAUUACCGCAUCAAGCUCAGUAAAUGACGAAGAAAGAGAAAAUGAGAUUUCACCGUUCACACUCAGACUUCGAAAUGACAGCCCCCAAAUAGACGUCUUCACAGAAUUAGACCCACUAGGAACAGGCUUAAGUAAACCUUAUAUAGACAAAAAAGAUUUUUUCCAAAAUUUGAAGAACCCUCCUAAAAAAAUUCUUAAAGACUUGGUGACAUCGAGCUUAAACGAAAUUUUUCCUACUACGUUUCAUCUUUCUACUAAUUCAUUGGAACCAACAUGUUCGAAUGAGGAGAAAUUAACUAAUGUAAUUGAAUGCGAUAACUUUGCUGAUUUCGAUCAUUUUGAAGCAUUGGAUAAUGAUUUUUCCUCGAAAAAACCAUCGGUGCCUGAAGAAAAACCGAUUAUCAUACAAAAUCAACACUUAUCAGUUAAUUUACCACCUGAAGAAUGCGUGACUACCAAACUCGUAACAAAUAAAGCUCUUGAAAAAUUAGAAAACGAAAUUUCUCUGCCACCAAAAACUUUACUCCAGACAUCUAUUCACACUGAAUAUCAUUCUAUUGACAAAAAAGAAUUUGAUAUCGAUUCAUCGAUCACAUGUAAAAUUGAACGUAAACAUUUUUCAAGAGAAUUUUCAUCUACAAAUGAUUCACCAGCUUCUCCAUUACGCUCCUGUUCAUCAGAAGCUAAUUCUCGACUAUCCAGUUCUAGUGCAGAACUCGAAUGUGUUCCGGAACCACCCCCACGUAAUGCUGGAUGUGUUGUUAUCAAUCCACCACCUCUUCCACCAAAGAAGCAAGCAGGCAAAACGGAUGCUCAACCACCACCAAUACCACCACACAUUGAGAGCCGCUUUCAAUACGAUUUUAUUCAAUGUGAAAGAUCCGCGAUAUCUCCAAUAAAUACAAGUGGGAUUGAAAAUAUGAACGGAAUAAGAACUAAUCAUCCAUUUGAUAAUAAAGAAAUUCAAGCUUUAUCGAAAGCUCAAGAGUCACAAGAAUCGGAAAAUACUGAUGUAUUUUUUUCUUUAAAAUUACAAGAAUCAAUUAGAGCAAUAACUCCUUCUAACUUAUCCUCAAUUUUGCAAAAUUCACAAAUAAACGUAGAUGAAUAUAGAACGAAAUCGGCGUUAAAUUCCACUCUAUCUCAACUCGCAUCUUCGAAUCUUAGUGAUUUGGCAGCAAGCCUAAAUAUGACUGUUUCGGAAUUAACUAAUCUGACGUUACAUCAGUUAACAAAGUGCUUAGCAAACUAUUCCCUCGAAGGAAUAUAUCCUUUUAUAUCUGGAGAACCAAAUUAUAUAUCUAAAUCGUUGAAUGAAAACGAUAAAUCUUUAUACGCAGAAAAACUUAAGGGAGAAUCCAAAUCACAAGGAAAUUUUUCGAAUGACAAAUAUGCAGCUAUCCGGGAAAUAUUGGAAAUUGACCAAACAAAAAAUAAUGACAGCAGCAAUAUGAAUGAAAAAAUUAAUAAUUUCAAUAAUGAACAACCGAACGCACAGGAAAAUGACGAUAGGGAAGAUAAAUCGAAUUUGAAGUUGAACAUUGAAGUUAAUGAAAAGUCUUUAUUUUAUCAUUUACCAAAUGAAAAAAAUCAGUCAACGGAUAAAGAAUUAAUAGUAGAGAAAAAAAGAAAGGAAUCUGAAAAAAGUACAGAUGAUAUUCCGAAUAAUGAAAGUCAGUAUACGAAGUCUGAAAUGGACAAAAAAUUUUACGAAUAUGUAAAUAAUGCAAAGCUUAAAGAACCAUCGCCAGAAAAAAAUAAGUUGAUUUCGUCGUCUCUGAAAACUGAUGGCAGUAGAGUUAUAAGUGGCGUUGAAACAAUCUCUCCUUCAACCGCUUCGAAUGAUAAGUAUGCAGCUUUAAGAGAAAUUAUCAGUGAAGUUGAAUCAAUAAACUGCGAAUUGAGAGAAAAACCAGGUUCUUCCUUUCGGAAUUUAGAUGAAUCGAUGAAAACAAGUACUGAUGAAGACCUUAUGAAUCUAUUUUCCGCUCCACAGUCUCCAUCCUUAGGCAUGACAAAAGGGAAUGUAAAAGAUUCGAGUUCGACAGCAAAUAUUACCAACAGAUACGAGAAAAUCGAAACGCCUAACAAAUCAUCGAUAUGUACACACGCGAUGGAGUCACGAAACAUUGGAUUCGAUGAUGUUUUUCAUCCUUUCUCUGAAUCAAAACAAGUAGCUAAAGAUCCUACGAAUAAUGAAAACUGGGCAACUUUUGAUAUAAACGUUUGUAAGUCCGAAAAACAAUACGGUAGUCACAAUUCAUUAGAAGGAAAUUCACCCUGGUCGCCUGAUGAAAGUAAAUUUCAUAAACUAUCCAGAACAUUCAUUGCAAGACAGUCCACGGGAAGUGAUAAUGAUUGGAAAGAUGAUGAAGAAAGUGAAGAAAGCAAUGAUCGGUUCAGAAACGAGAGGUUCCAUGCUGUGAAAAAUCCAAGAUUAGAAGCCGGUUGUGAAAAUGUUAUAUGCUACAAUGACGGAAUUGGAAUAAUAGAAAAAGAGAGGUACUACAGGGGGAGGAUGAAUAAAAAACCACACGAUGGUCUCUGGACAAAGUAUGGUCAUCGGAUGAAAUCAGAAUCUAUACCAUGGUGUGACGAAAGCAAGUGGGAAGAAGAACAUCGAAAGUGUACAGCGCGGAAAACGUAUUUUGAUGAGGAUAAUGACAGAUUAUCCCAUUGGAAAUGUUGCAACAGUCAAGCAAUACCUUGGAAUGGAGAUAGACCAAUGUAUCCAGGCAACGAUUUGUUGUACGAUAACAAUCGAUGUAACAGGCGCAAUAAACCUUGGAACGAUGAUGACAGAGAGAGAGAUAGAUUUAGUAGUCAGGAAAGUAUGGAAUGCGAAGAUGAAGAAAGAUGGCCAAGAUAUGAAUUCGAAAGGAGACGAAGAGAAGAAGAUAGUAGAUUUUGGGAAAGAUAUGGUGCACCAUCAGAAAGUGAUUAUUCCGCUCUCUAUCGGAAGUACAAUCAUCAUUACUGCAGAGACAGCAGAGAACAAUUACAACUCGAUUAUUCUCUAGGUUGGGAAAAAGAUUAUCUUGAUCGUGCUGAAAAUUCUCGUAGACAUCCCAUACGUAAACGAUGUUGGCCGAAAAGACCAAAUAGUGCAAAUGAUGAGCGGAAUACUGAUUUGCUGUAUGCAGAACCAAAUAUUAAAUAUGGUAUUUCAAGAUCUGAGUGCAGUGAUAAUGAUUCCGAGUUCUAUCGAUUUCCCUACAGGUCCAGAAGUAGAGAACAUUGUUGGGGAAUCGAUCAAGAGUUUGAAAGUUGGAACGAAAGAACUUUUCGCUCAGAGGGACCAGGUAUGAAAAAUAGUACAAAUUACUGCAAAAAAACUAAUAGGCAUAAACUACCCUCAAAGAACGUAAUUAAAUCAAGAAAAUCACCAUUCGAAGACGAUUUCACUCAAACCAUAGAAAAUAAUUUGCCACCCGUUCAAUUAACAGAUCAAGAUAGUAAAAUUGAACUAGACAUUUUUGAUGGGAAUAAAAUUAGCAGCCUGAUGAGUAAAGGAGAAUUUGAAAGAAGUAACUCUAAAACAUAUGAAAGGCCUCUCGAACUUAACGAAGAUUCGUCGCCCAUGAGAAUCUCUCCGAGCGAGAUUCUAGAAAAACAACUGGAUCCAGACUCCAAAUUUACCCUUAAAGAUAGUCGACACAAUCUCAAAGACUCCCUUGCCACUAGUAAUAGCACUUCUGAUAGUGGUAUUCAAAAUUCGUUUCUCAACGGAGAAUCAAAACGUUCUGAAGAUAGUUUUACUGUAAAAUCGAUAACACCUGAAGAUUCAUUUCCUGAUUCAUAUGAACUGACGGCAAAUAACUUGAAGCAGCUCAAGUAUGCAAACAAUAAAACAAAAGAAGGUCUUGAUAUUAAAAAGUCUGAAUCAAUUAACAUAUUUAUAAGAGAAAACGAUCCGUUUGAUGACGAUGAAUUUUUCAAAUAAUGUAUGUUUAACAAUAAAACUAAUUAAAUUUUGUUUUGAAAAAAUAAAAGUUUUAAGUAAACAUUUCGAAUUCAUUUACAACGCAUUCUUAAGUGUUUGUAUAACGUUUGUAUUUUUGAUAUUUUGUUUCAUUUAUGGGUUUUUCAUUGUAAAACAAUUAACUUAUCAAGUUUAUUGUGAUUCAAAUUAUGAAAUAAUCUUAAAGAAUGAGUCGGUAAGAUAAAAUUUUAAUGGUAAGUGAUAUUUCAAUAUGCCGGGAAAACUCAGAUAUCACAUGCCGAAAAAAAUGUAAAAUAUAAAUUAUUGACUAAUUUGAUAAUUAAUAUUGAGAUACAAAAUCCUUAUAGCAAUACAAUAUUGGUAUGUAAUAAUAGUAAGUAUUUAGUGCAGCUUAAACAUAAAGAUAGCUAAAAUUCAAUUUUAUUAAAUAAAAUCAAUUUAAAAUUUAGUAUCGGAAAAUUUCAUCUCAGUUUAAACUAAGUACAAAAGAAAAUGAACUUUAUUAUACUUUCCAAAACUAAUUGGAUCAAUAUUUCAAGUUUAAAUAUUCAAAAUCAAUUGAAGUAAACCAUUUUAAAGACAACACCCUGUUUAGAAAAUCUCAUAGAAUCCAUUAGAUUCUCAUAAAUUCCCAUAUAAAUUUUAUAAGAAUGAAUGAGUUCUAUGAGAAGUGCUAUAGUUAAGUAUAGGGCCUUAUACAUACAGCUAUAAGAAUCUAUCGGAUUUUUUAAGCAGGAU
Messenger RNA from Microplitis mediator, 6173 nucleotides. RefSeq lists its product as uncharacterized. The record is from RefSeq and is a predicted model, not a curated record. The transcript is spliced from 7 exons. Lineage: Eukaryota; Metazoa; Arthropoda; Insecta; Hymenoptera; Braconidae. Bases 501 to 5435 code for a protein of 1644 amino acids.